This is a messenger RNA of Aphanomyces astaci, 1527 nucleotides long. RefSeq lists its product as hypothetical. Bases 6 to 1478 code for a protein of 490 amino acids. NCBI's taxonomy places the organism in Eukaryota, Oomycota, Saprolegniomycetes, Saprolegniales, Verrucalvaceae. The transcript has 8 exons. The record is from RefSeq and is a predicted model, not a curated record. Gene Ontology annotation, molecular function: lactate racemase activity.
GUGCGAUGGUCCUACUCUACAGCGACGGGUCCCCGACCACGGAGAUCUCGGACGACGACCUCAAGCAGGCGCUAGUGACUGCGCUGGAUAAGUUUCAUGGCAAGGACAAGCGAAAGGUGAUGUUCGUGCCACCAGACUUUACCCGCUUCCAUUCAAAGUCUGGCAUUGUGACCCAACAUGCCUACGAGUACUUUGGGGAACAUGUCAAGGAUAUCAUGCCGGCGUUGGGAACGCAUGCACCGAUGACUCCUAUCGAGAUUUCCAAGAUGUUUGGCGCCGUACCUCACGAUCUAUUCCGCGUCCAUGACUGGCGGUGGGUCUGCAUGUUAUUUCUCCCUGCAUAUUCUUACCUACACAGGAACGACGUGGUGAAAAUCGGUGAAGUGCCGCGUGAAUUGGUGCGUGAAGCGAGCGACGGGCAGGUGGACGAGCCGUGGCCAGCGCAGCUCAACAAGCUGAUCUGGGAAGGGGGCCACGACCUCAUCCUGUCGAUCGGCCAAGUGGUGCCCCACGAGGUCAUGGGCAUGGCCAACUACAACAAGAACCUGUUCGUCGGCACCGGGGGCAGCGACGCCAUCAAUUUCUCCCACUUCAUCGGCGCCGUCUACGGCAUGGAGCGCAUGAUGGGCCGCGCCAACAACCCCCUUCGGCGCAUUCUCAACUACGCGUCGGACCACUUUCUCACGCACUUGCCGAUUGUGUACGUCCAAACGGUGAUUGGUCGACGCGACGACGGAUCGGUGGUCACGCGCGGCGUGUAUAUCGGCACCGACGACGAGUGCUUCACGAAAGCAGCGGCCUUGUCGCUACAGGUCAACUUCAUCCUGUUGCCCGCUCCGUUGCACGAGGUGGUAGUGCACCUGGACGCCGACGAGUUCAAAACCACGUGGCUCGGGAACAAGAGCAUCUACAGGACGCGCAUGGCUAUAGCCGACGGCGGGACGCUGGUGGUGCUCGCGCCAGGCGUGACGCAUUUCGGAGAGGACAAGCAGAUCGACCUUCUCAUUCGAAAGUACGGAUACCGCACCACCCCCGAAGUACUUGCCCACAUUGCUGCCAACCGAGACUUGAUGAAGAACCUGAGCGCCGCCGCGCACUUGAUCCACGGAUCCCCAGAGAACCGCUUUCGUGUCGUGUAUGCGUGUGCUCCGAAUGGACUGACCAAGGAAGAGGUCGAAGGCGUUGGCUUUGAGUACGCCAAGCUGGACGACAUGCUCGCGCUGUACCAAAUCGACGGGCGGCAGGACGGAUGGAACACCACCGAGGGGGGAAAGCGGUCGUUUUAUUACGUGUCCAACCCGGCGAUGGGGCUGUGGGCGUACGAGGGGCGCUUUGAGGCGUCGCAACUGCCCCACGUCCCCCCAGCGGAGGCGCCGGUCCAAGUGCUUACGGCGCUCCACGGAAAUGAAGUGUGUGUCGACGCGGGGGUCGGGGGGGGUCCGUUCACCAAGGCCGACCACGACAAGUUGCUAGAGUAGGAGACAGUAAUCCGUGUUGUAAUAUGGAAACAAGUUUCAAGGUUGAGGG